Messenger RNA from Vespa crabro (European hornet), 3232 nucleotides. RefSeq names its product phospholipid-transporting ATPase ABCA3-like. Gene Ontology annotation, cellular component: intracellular membrane-bounded organelle; membrane. The coding region runs from base 208 to 3123 and encodes 971 amino acids. Gene Ontology annotation, biological process: transmembrane transport; lipid transport. The transcript is spliced from 18 exons. The record is from RefSeq and is a predicted model, not a curated record. Gene Ontology annotation, molecular function: ABC-type transporter activity; ATP hydrolysis activity; lipid carrier activity. Lineage: Eukaryota; Metazoa; Arthropoda; Insecta; Hymenoptera; Vespidae.
AAAUGAAUGAUUAAUUUCUAAAAUAUUAAUCACAUUAAUUGAUAUCAAUUUUGUGAUAUUAUUUAAGAUACUAAUAUUGGAUGAGCCAGCUAAUGGAGUUGAUUCGGAAGACAGAAGACAAAUUUGGGAUUUGCUAUCGCAACAGAUAUUUUAGCGGAUAGGAUAGCAAUUAUUACAAAUGGAAUAAUCGAAUGUUAUGGUUCAAAAAUGUACUUAAAUCAACGAUAUGGGAUUGGAUACAUUUUAAGUUUAGUGGUACAUGAAAAUUAUAACCUACACCUUCUGCAAACAGAAAUACAAAAAUUUUCUUCUGAAGUAAUCACUUUGCGAGGUAUAAUGGGUUUGGUAAUUAGAUUUGAUGUACCAAGAAACAGCAGGUUUACGAAAUUAUUACAAUAUCUUAACAAUAACAAGCAAAGGCUGAAUAUAGUCUCUGUUACUUUCACUACUGCUAGUAUUGAAAAUCAGUUUCUAAGAAUAAGUCUUGCAAGUCAUUUCAAAGAACGUGGUGUAAAAUAUCCUAGUAAAGAAUAUGAACUCAUUGUUCAACAAAGAAGACAAAAUAUUUUACGAAAUGCCAAACCUUGGGAUCGACUUUCAGGAACGGUAUUAUGGUAUCAACAAAUUUUUGCUAUGUUUUUUAAGAAAUUUUUACAUGUUACUUCAUCUUGGAAAUUGUAUCUAUUAUCUAUAAGUUUGGCUACAAUCACGUUAAUAUUAGCUACGAUGAUCAACGAGCUUAGUAAUUGUACAAUUUUUGAUACAACGGAAAAAACAAUGAGUUUAAAGGAUUAUGUCGAUAGUAAUUUUAAAACAUUAUAUUAUGCAGCCGACAGUACACUUGCUAACAAAUUUCUUGUUACUCUUUACAAAACUAGUCAUUCAUAUAACGAGAAAGGAACAUAUCACGUGUUGAGAACCAUCUCAGCAUCAGAGAUCAUGACUAAUCCGAAUCUUCACUCUUUAAAAUUCAAAGAUCGUUGUUUAAUAUCUGUCGAUAUACAAUCCGAUGGAUCUAUUGAUCUUAUGUAUUCUUCAACUUUCAUACAUAGUGGACCUGUUGCGUUAAAUUUAUUAAACAAUGCAAUACUACGUCAUUAUUGUGGUUCUAAUAAAUGUAAUAUUGAAUUAAAAAAUCAUCCUUUGAUCCAUCCAAAGAAAUGGCAGCAUCAAUUUGUACAUUCUCGAAACAUAAGAAACUGGCAAAACGCUGCAAUUAUCGGAACUCUAUUUCUUCUCUUACCUACGAUCGACUUAGGGAUAAAAGAAUUAAAUUCCUUAUCAAAAAUGUUGCAAAUCAAUACAGUAGGCGUAUCGACUUUGAUGUAUUGGAUACCUAUCUAUAUCAUAGAUCUUUUGAUAUAUAUAAUUACAGUAUUAAUUCUUGCAGCAUUCUUCCUUGUUACAUAUAAUGAAGAAAUAUUUCUGGUCACUGAUAUUGUUCAAGUACUUUAUAUUUUUCUGUUCUACGGUGCUUGUGCGAUCCCAUUCAACUAUUGUAUACAAUUAUUCACAAGGAAACAACAAAAUGUUUAUUUAAUUGUAAUAUUAAUAAACAUUUUUGUGAUAUUAUUAUUAAAUGGAUUUUUUAUAUUUCCCAUAUUUUAUACAUUUGACCAUUAUGGACGAUAUUUAUUCGAAUUAUUUUUGCAUAUUAUUCCAUCUUACAAUCUAGCAUGUGCUCUAAGUAAUUAUCUUAUAUUGAAUUUAUACAACAAAAAGUGUAGUAAAAAUACUUGUGACACUGAAAUUAGUAUAGAAGAUCCAUGUUGUCAAAACUGUGGUGAAAAAAUGUGUUUUAAAUCAUUAAAUACCAUGUUAACUAGACAGUCUGGUCAAGAUUUUUUCCAUUCAGUGUUUGACGAUUUAAUAAUCAUGUUAUCGAUGACAAUCGCUUUACAUUUAAUAUUACAAAUUUUCGAAGAGGCGAAUCGUUUAAAGUGGUACAGACCUAUCGUAUCAUAUGAAAACAAUAAUAAUACAUUGGAAUUAACCGUAAUCAAUGAAAAGAAACAAGUAGAAGAACACAUGAAAUUUUACAAAGAAAAUCAAUGUCUUCCUAAACACGUUGUGUUAGCAGCUAAAAAUUUGACAAAAAUAUACGGCAAAGCUAAAGUUGUUCAAAACAUCAAUUUUAACGUAUAUCAACGAGAUUGUUUUGGUCUUUUGGGACUUAAUGGUUCUGGAAAGUCAACAAUUUUUAAAAUGUUAGUUGGACAAACAAGAAUGUCUGUUGGAAAAGCUGUUAUAUAUGAAUAUGAAUUUCUAAAGAAUUUAGAAAUGUUCAUAGGUAUGAUAGGAUAUUGUCCGCAAGUCAGUGGUUUGAACGAUUUCAUGACAGGAAGGCAACAUUUGAUAUUAUAUGCAGCUCUUCGUGGUAUACCUUCUGAAAAUUUAAUCGAUGAAGUCAAUAAAUGGAUAGAUCUAUUAGAUCUUUUGGGGUUUGAAAAUGUGAAAAUUAGAAAUUGUUCCUGGGAUAUACAAAGGAAGAUUUCUAUUCUCCAGAGUUUGAUUGGUGAUUUGCCAUUGAUACUGCUAGAUGAACCAUCCUCGGGAAUUGACGUAAUUGCUAGACAAGCUAUAUGUGAUGUAUUGUAUCAGAUUCGAGAGAUGGGAAGAUCAUUGUUAAUUAUCACGCACAAUAUGCAAGAAGCUGAGGCAAUGUGUAUUCGUGUUGGAAUCUUAGUGGACGGACGAUUUGUAGUAAUUGAUUCCUGUGAAAAUUUAAAAAGAAAACAUGAUAAUAAUUUCAUUCUAACCAUUAGUGUAACGCCAGUAUUUCAAGAUCCUCAACAUUUAGUAAUAAUUAACAAUGUCAUGAACGAGGCAUUUCCUGGUAUUAAUUUAAAAGAUUUUCAUUUGGGAAUUAUCGAGUAUGGAUUAGAAAGUAAUAUUUCACACAGCAAUAUGUUCGACAUGUUAGAACAACUAAGACGAAGAUACCCGUGGAUAACAGAUUUUACUAUACAUCAAUCAUCGAUGGACGAAGUUUUUCUCGAUUUAGCUAUAAAGAAUGAUUCAAUUAUUCAAAAACAAAUAUUACGGAGAACAAAAUUCUUGAAUUUUUUGAAACGUUUUAAACAAAGAAGCAAACCUAGAGCUUCAAUUUUUACAAAUUCAUAAGAUGUUCAAAAUAUAUACAUACAUACAUAAAUAUAUAUUUACAUUAAAUGCAAUAAAAUUUAGUGUUAAUAAAAAUGAACGUCAUAAAUUAACUCGAUUUCAUUGAAUA